Molecule: messenger RNA, 513 nt
Organism: Emiliania huxleyi CCMP1516
Lineage: Eukaryota; Haptophyta; Isochrysidales; Noelaerhabdaceae
Exons: 1
Coding region: 1-513 (170 amino acids)
Source: RefSeq, a predicted model, not a curated record
AUGCCGGACUGCCCCACCGAGAUUUGCGGAGUGUGGGACCAGGAUCGCUCUCGCUGCGACUCGCUCUGCCCGCUGCUCGCCGGCCUCGGCUUGCCGUCGUGGGCCCAGUCGAUCGCGUGCCCUGCAGCCGACAUGGUGAAGAACACACUCCGCAUCUCGUGCCCCGAGCCCGGCACCGUCGAGAUUGUUGACAAGACAAUGUUUGGCCGGAAUAGUACUCGGGUGACGCUGGAUGGCGCCGAGCGCGAGGAGAAGUCGAAGGGGAGAGGCAAGGUCUUCAUGCUCUCGGGCUCGCAUUGUGCCGAGGGCACCGGCGCGACUCUCCACUGUCGCCUCGUGUCGCGAGGCGACGGAUGGCACACGCGAUCGGAGCGCUUCCUCUCCCAGGACCCUGCCGAUGCAGGCCAGGUACUUGUUGAACGCCACGUUCUCGUGAGACCCGAGCAGCCCGAGAUGGCGCUGCAUCGCUACUACGUGAAGAGGCAGGGGGAGGACCUUCGGCCCGACCAAUAA